AUGUCUGCUCCACAUCCGGCUUCCGUCCCAGCGCAUGCUCAACCCAAUGCAGCUGUCACAACACCAGUUGGAUUGCCGGGUGGUCGUCCACAAACCAUGGACGCUCACCUUGAGGUGGCGAGAUUAGCGCGGGCAUGGCUGGAUCAAGGCAGCCGCAAGUCUGAGGGUCAGAGACCAAAAAAACGGCUUCGGACCAAAAUUGAAUCCGAUCCGUACUUAGUCCGUGACCAUUUUGAGGAAGAUCCAUAUCUCACGAUGUUGAAGGAGGCAGAAGCCGAAGAUGGCUUUGUGUCACCACGGGAGGAAAACAGCAUGCCUCCUCCAAGCAGCGCUGUGGCUCAUAAGCGCCAGGCCAAGGUCCAACCCAGUCCACCAGUCCUUGAUGCGGAUGAGGUUGGAAUGGAAUCAGCAUCAAGGUCGCAGUCUUCCGCAUCGGAUUCGGAUUCUGACACGGAAGGUGAAGAGUCUGAAGAGCCUGAUGACGAUGUCAUCGAGGAUCCGGACGACAUGCCAGCUUCCUCAGCUUCCAGCACGGCAGGCUCACAGGUGCAACCAGUUGCGGAGCACAAGCUGCAACUCUACAAGUUGGGAGCCAAGUGUUGCGACGUGGCUGCGCAUUUCGUGGGUGGCAGCAAGACCUCUCUCCCGGAGAGUCGGAGGCUGGACAUUGAUCAGCGAGUGCGCCUGGAACAUUGCCGCAAGCACCUGCAAUGGGCUGAUGACCUCACCACAGUUUGGCACUUCGCAUUGUCAGAGUUGCGUGAGAAGGAUGCCUGGGCUGCACUCCGAAAUUACUUCAUUUCUCGGAAGCGAGUGGGGCUUGCAGAGUUGCAAAGCAGCGUGGUGUACAUCGUUCCUCCAGAUCAAGCAUUCUUGUCCGAGCUUGGUCUUCCGGCAGCCGCGGAGAGCCUAGCUGGAAGCUUGCUGGGCCUUCAGGUGCCUUUGUACCAGCCCGAAGACACUAGUGAGACUGGAGGCGCGCAGCCGGAUGAGGUUGUGGGAGCUUCAGAGCCUUCUUCCAGCGAUCCAGCGAUGCAGCCAGCAGUGCAUGCAGAGUCCCUGUCGACCGAGCCACCGGGCCACCUUUCGGAAUCCCUCGCGGAGGCCGCGGAGGUUGCGGAGGUUGCGGAGGUUGCGGAGAGAACAGAAAUCUCACAGGUUGGUGGAAAUGCCGAACAGGGCAGCGGUGCGCUGGAUAGCCCAACAGCCAGCACAGCCGAGAAGCAGCCAGAGGAGGCAAUAACAUCCAGCCUGCAAGAUGAGGUUCACAUGGAUCCUGUCGAUGGCAUUGACAAGAGAUGUACCCAGCAGCUUGACAAGGACAUGUCAGGAAUUGAUGUUGGCAAGGGCGGCCAGGAGACUGAAGACGCGGUCGAAAAAGAUACAGCGGAUGGCGAAGAAUCCCAGUGCCCUGACAGUGAGCAGCAGGCUGUCGAGUCGAACGUAGAUUCCAUGCCACCUGAAGAGGACGCUGCGCGCGCUUGA
Symbiodinium pilosum is the source of this 1485-nucleotide messenger RNA. NCBI's taxonomy places the organism in Eukaryota, Dinophyceae, Suessiales, Symbiodiniaceae. The record is from the annotation of a GenBank genome assembly.